AUGACCACGUGGCCGUGGAGCUCGUCGACUUUGCCGAGCCUCGAGUCCGAGACGCCGAUUCUGCGCAUUGGCGACUUUACGCUCUACGGCGUGUACGAAGAUGCGAUUGGCACCGACGUCUUCUACGACCUCCAGGCGAGUGAGAAGACGACGCUGCAUGCCACGAGCAAGCGGCUCAAGUUUACAAUUGCACCCAAAGACAAGAACGCGUUCCAUAAGAAGACCAUGAAGGUUGUGUAA
Messenger RNA from Saprolegnia parasitica CBS 223.65, 240 nucleotides. RefSeq lists its product as hypothetical. The transcript has 2 exons. The coding region runs from base 1 to 240 and encodes 79 amino acids. The record is from RefSeq and is a predicted model, not a curated record. NCBI's taxonomy places the organism in Eukaryota, Oomycota, Saprolegniomycetes, Saprolegniales, Saprolegniaceae.